GGAGUGUUCUCCCAGCGUGGGAAAGACGCUCGUCUUUUCUCUGCCUCUCAGGGACUAAAGUAGGCCAAAGAAGGGCUACAGAGGGAGCAACUUCUCUGCCCCGGCUACAACUUUCUCUGCUCCAGUCGCUCUCCCUCUUGAGUCGAGACGAGGGGCUUUUUGGGAGCCAAGCAGCCGGGCUGGUGGGAGUUCUUGUGCUCUGAGAGGAGAUGGGCAGCAGCUGAGGAGAUUUUUCUCCCAGCCGGGCUGAACAGCAAAGACGGGCAGGGAAGAAAUGUAUCACUCCGGCAGUGAGGAGUCAGAUCUGGGUUCGGCCGACUCCUACACCAGCCGUCCAUCAGACUCCGAUGUGUCCCUGGAGGAGGAUAAGGAGGCAGUGCGCAGAGAGGCAGAAAGACAGGCUCAGGCACAGCUUGACAAGGCCAAGACCAAACCAGUUGCAUUUGCCGUUCGCACAAAUGUCAACUACAGCCCGAAUCACGAUGAUGACGUUCCCGUGCCAGGCAUGGCUAUCUCCUUCGAGGCCAAAGACUUCCUCCACGUCAAAGAGAAAUUUAAUAACGACUGGUGGAUAGGACGCCUGGUGAAGGAAGGCUGUGAAAUCGGUUUCAUUCCCAGUCCUGUGAAGAUAGAAAACACUCGUAUCCUCCAGGAGCAGAGAGCCAAACAGGGCAAGUUCCACUCCAGUAAAUUGGGAGCAAACUCAUCUUCUAGUUUAGGUGAAGUCGUUCCUAACUCUCGGAAAUCUACUCCUCCUUCCUCUGCUAUUGAUAUAGACACCACAGACUUAGACCCCGAGGACAAUGAGCCACCAGUCAACCUGCGCUCCCCUAAAGCCAGUCCAAACACUGUCAUGUCACCCCUAGCAAAAGAAAAACGAAUGCCUUUCUUUAAGAAGGCGGAACACAUUCCUCCGUACGACGUUGUGCCUUCUAUGCGGCCUGUGGUUCUGGUUGGACCAUCACUGAAGGGCUACGAGGUUACAGACAUGAUGCAAAAAGCACUGUUUGACUUUUUGAAACACAGAUUCGAGGGACGAAUAUCAAUCACUCGCGUCACGGCGGACAUCUCUCUUGCCAAACGCUCGGUCUUGAACAAUCCCAGCAAGCACGCCAUCAUUGAACGCUCCAACACACGCUCCAACUUGGCUGAAGUCCAAAGCGAGAUUGAGCGGAUUUUUGAACUAGCCCGGACAUUACAGCUGGUAGUUCUGGACGCCGACACCAUCAACCACCCAUCACAGCUGGGGAAGACGUCCCUUGCCCCCAUCAUAGUCUACGUCAAGAUCACCUCCCCUAAGGUGCUGCAGAGGCUCAUCAAGUCGAGAGGCAAGUCUCAGGCCAAACACCUCAACGUCCAGAUGGUGGCUGCCGACAAACUGGCUCAGUGCCCUCCUGAGAUGUUUGACAUCAUCCUGGAUGAGAACCAGCUCGAGGAUGCUUGUGAGCAUAUGGCUGACUACCUGGAGGCCUACUGGAAAAGCACUCACCCCACCAGCAGCAGCCCCCCUGACCCAGUGCUAACUAAGCUGCCCACAGCCGCCCUGCCCUCCAGUACAGGCCCGGUCUCAGGCGUGCAGGGCGGCGGUGCAGAGCAAAGAGGGGACAGAGCAAUAGAGGAGAGGAAGGGCUCCAGAGAGGAUCACCAGCAGCACCACCAUCACCAUCACCACCACCACCACCAGAGCCAGGACCAGGCUGAUGCUGAUGCCGAGGCUGAGGGGGAAGGAAACGAGGAAGAGAGGCCUCUGAGGACGGAUGCCUCAAGGAGAGCUCAGCACGUCCACCACCGUUCGUCUUCCACCAGGACUGAGCACCACAACCACCAUCACCACCACCACCACAGCAGUCGAGCCCGGGGCCUAUCCCGGCAGGAGACUUUGGACUCAGAGACCCCUGAGAGCAGAGAGAGCCGAGAGAGCAAGGACUCUGCUUAUAAUGAGCCACGUACUCAGCUCCUCCACCAGGAGGAGGAGGAGGACGACGAGGAGGAGGAAGAAGAGGAGGACGAGGAUCUAGGGGAGGGGCACCCCCAGCAACAACAGCGUUACGAGCCACUGCCCCACCGGGACCACAACCACCAUCACCACCACCACCAUCACCGGGGUGGGGGCGAGGAAGCUGGCCACAGCACGGGACACCACCGCUCGAAGGAGCGCGAGCAGGACCAUAACGAACGGAACAAGCAGCGCUCCCAUCACCACCGGCCGGGGCGCGACCACCACCAUCACUACUACGACCGGGACAGAGACAGGGACCGAGAGGGGGAGGUGGCUCCCAAAAAGAGGGGUGAUGCAGGGGAAUGGGCCAGAGACUCCUACAUACAUCAGUGACAGACCAAAUCCCUCUGAAGCUCUUUGGACUCUCCUCUUAAAGACCAUUCUGUUCUCCCAUUGUGCUGCUACACCCUGAAACCACAGCAUCCUAUUUAUGUACACUUCCUUUGUAAAUGCUGUUGCAUCUUUUUCAAUGGCAGGAUUUUGAUUACAUAGAUACAAAUAUAAAUAUAUAAAUAUAUGUAUGUGUGUAUCUAUGCAUAGACGUUGUUUAUGUGUGGAUAUGCAUGAAUAUUCUUAAAUAUGCAUAUUUUAAACCUGUGUUUGAUAAAGCAUGACAAAGAAGCAGAAUUUUUGUCUGUACUGAGCUGUGCUUUCUGUAAAAAGAAUUUUUAUUAUUAUUAUUUGCUUGCAACCACUUGAAAAAUUUGUUACGAAACGGUUGACUAACCAAGUUAGUUUGAUGCUGUUUAUGCAGAGGUCUUUGACUUGAAGUAUAGUUUGUCAUUUUGGGUCAUGCACAUAUUCACUUUCUCUCCCAGAGUGACACUAAGUUGCUGGUUCAUAAAUUCACCUAGCUGAGCCUUCACUAUAUUACAGUGAAACUACAAACAAUAUGAAUGUAGGGGAUACAUCAAAACUGAUACUAAUCAUUUCUUACCACUUCUCAGUUGAUCAACUAAAAGCAAAUGGACAGGUAAUACCUGGAGGGACAUAUUUCAUAGUAAAACUACAUUUCACAGCCUAUGUUAGCAUCGUUGACUGUAUAUCACUAUGGACACCGCGCCUCCAUGUCCUCCUAUUGUGAGAGGGAAGCCAAAAUAAACUUUACUUAACAUUCCAAUUAAACAGUAAAGACUGCUUAAAGCUGCUGUUGGUAGUCACAGAGUAAACAUCUGUUCAGAGAGAGGGACUUGAAUGUCAACACUAUCUCUCCCAACCAGAUUUCCUCUUAGCCCCCCAACACAGAUCGGUGUGUGCAGUCAUGAUAGUGCCGGACUCAUAACGAAUCGGAGGACGUAGUAGGGGCCGCCCCUUAACCAAUCAGGACAGAGGAUUGGAGAUUAGCUAUGAUUGGUCCGUCAUAACGGGAACGAGGGGAUUAAUAACAUUGCUUGAUACAAAGGCAUUGGAAAACACAGAGAUUUUGCAACAGUCUCAAAUUACUCCACUUACCAAUGAGUACCGAUGGGUAUUAUGACCUUUUCUACAAACACAGCACAAAAUAAGUAACGUUUUUUACACCAUACCUACCAACAGCAGCUUUAAGUUGGUUCAACCUAUGAUGAAACAGAUCCUUAGGUUGAUUUUAAACAGAAACUCAUGGCAAGUGUUUACGUUUUCUCUUGCUGGUCUUCCUCCUCUACUUUGCUAAUCCGAUAAAGAGCAGACAUUUGUCCACAGAGCUAUCAAUCCUAAUGCCAUGUCCCCUCUUUUUGGCAUCAAUAAUUAGAAAUAAACUUCUUCAAGUAAAGUUAACCUGCAAAUAAAUUAGAAUGAUACAAAUUACUAAAAAUGACAGAAACCUUGUUUAAGAAAAAAAAAUUUGACAUAUAUUUCAAUUUUCAAGUUUGACCCAUGUUCCAUCUGUCACUAUGGAGGGGGCAAGCUUUAAAACCAAACUGCAUCCAAUCACAGCUCUAAAAGUUUUGGCUUCUCUCUGGAGAGCUGUUCGUCUGUCCAUGGUUUUAUACAGUCUAUCAUACCAUUCAACUAAUUCCUAGCUAACAUUCCUGUAAGCUAGUUUAUAAUAUUGAUAUUAGCAUUCAACGAUUCCAAGCUAAAAGUAAAGUUAGCAAGCCAACAUUACUGUUAGCCUGCUAAAAUUGCAGUUAGCUAGGACUCAUGUCAUAUUUUGAAAACUAUCAAACAGUAAUGUUAGCUUGAAAUGGUUGAAUGUGAAUGUAUGCUGUUUGCUAACAGUAGCUAAUGGUUCAUACAAUGUUUAGCUUGUAGCAUUACCUUCAUAAACACAGGAUUAAUAUCAGGAUGUUUUCUGAGACUGCUUUAAUUUUAGUAGUCUGAGAUUACAAAUUGAGAUUACAAAUUGAGAUUACAAUUCCUCUUCUGUUUGUUGGCUAACUAUAAUUCAAAGCUAACAGCAGCUUCGGUUUGAAAGGAAACAUUACAUCUGACUCAAAGAAAACAAAUACACCCACCAGCAGUUAAGUUCACUAAUUAGCCAUGCACUUUGUACCUUAUGUUAGCCUACACAAUAAGUCUUUAAACUAACCGUUCUGGUUUAAUGGCAAGGCCUACGUCAAGCUAACUUAACCCAACCAGCUGCAAACAUUUGAUAUUUGACAGGCAAGAACAAAAUGAUUCAGUUUUUCUGUUUUUUGCAAACAAAGCAACAAAGCUAGCAAGAAUGUCCCCCCUAAUUUCGGACUACUCCUUCAUUUUAUCCUCAUCACUAAUCGCUUAAUUUGUUGUUUUAAAGUUCUGCGUCCACUUUUUCAGACAUUUGGUUCUCACAAAUUUAAACUACAUUUUAGAUGCACCUCCGUCUUGCCUCGUAGACUACUGCUAAAAUUCUCCUCUCUCACAUGCAGUACUCUUCCUAUGGGUCCAGAAACACUUUCUAUAAUAACAUUGAUACACCCUGCAAUUUUACUGACUCAGAUUUGUUCCAAAUGAAAGCUAUUUGAUAUAACAUUGAAACUCACUGCAGGUCUUUCCACCUAAACUCCAUUGAGGUAAAUAUUUUAAGUCUAAAUACUUUUCUAAAGAAUGUUUUUGAUCCCCACAUCUCUCCCGCUUGAUAGGCUACUUUGAAGAAUGUUAAUCUCAGGAGAUCUUUGGUAUGAUCUUCAAAACCAACUCAAACAUCAAAUGAUUACCUGGCAAAAGUCGCGUUUCCACCACCACAGCCUUUUCCAAAGGGACUGGAGUUUUUUGGAGGAACUUUGCGUCCUAUUCGCCAGGGUCUAAAUUUAGGUCCAAGGACGUUAUGAAAGUCCCAUUUUGGGGGAUUUGUACUUUUAAAGCUACAGGAACUUUUGGGAACAUUUCGUAUUGACUGAGCUCAAAUAGCAUUUGAUUUCAGCAACCAUAUAAAAAUGUGCUUCCAAGAACCAGUAUGUUUGUUUAUUUUGUUCAUUUUAAAGCAAACUAGGGUGACAGAAAAGGCCUGGAACAGUUGUAAAGAAAAAUGUUACGGCCUUAUUUAGCAUUUUUGCUGAGGACAAAAUCCAGUGAGAACUGGUAACCACAAUGAUUUUGGUUUAUAUGAUGUCAUCAUAGUUGUAUAGCUGACAAAUGACACUGCCCUUAUUUCUUAGUCACCAACAGACUUAUUAGCCUGCUCUUUGCAGUCAUACAAACGACAGUGGAAAGCGAAGAACAAGCUGAAAGUCCCUUUUUGUAGUUCCUGGGCUAAAAGGUUUUUCUACUUUGGUGGAAACGUGACUUUAGGUAGUUACGUUUUCUAUUCUUUGCCAUUUGCUCAUUCACUGAGUAGGAUCCACUUCAUACAGAGUCAAGGUGUUAGAUUGAUAUAGUAAAUAAUGUAUUUAUGAUAUUUAAAAUCUGAACUGAGCCCCUCUGUGUACAAAGUCUUUGGUGUUUGCCUGACGAUUGUAAUUAUAUACAACUACUCCAUUUCUAUGCUACAUUGGUAGCAUUACAGGUUUUUUAACAAUGUACAUGUGUAUGUACAUAAUGCAUAAAUAUGAAGAAUAAAGUUGGCAACAAAG
Messenger RNA from Notolabrus celidotus (New Zealand spotty), 5970 nucleotides. RefSeq names its product calcium channel, voltage-dependent, beta 2a (gene cacnb2a). Gene Ontology annotation, cellular component: voltage-gated calcium channel complex. Gene Ontology annotation, molecular function: high voltage-gated calcium channel activity; protein binding. Gene Ontology annotation, biological process: regulation of voltage-gated calcium channel activity; chemical synaptic transmission; neuromuscular junction development. The record is from RefSeq and is a predicted model, not a curated record. The transcript has 13 exons. Lineage: Eukaryota; Metazoa; Chordata; Actinopteri; Labriformes; Labridae. Bases 275 to 2332 code for a protein of 685 amino acids.